GUGCCACUGUCAACCAUUCUUUGUGUACAUAAAUAGGCUGUUCCCCCUUCUCUUUCUGCGCUCAAACCUAACCAAAUCAUCUUUUCCUUCUUGUCUUGUCUGCCAGCCAGCUAGCCAUUUCUUUUCAUCAUUUCUAAAUAUGGCUGUUGAUAGUAUUUUCAAAUAUUUACUAAUUUUUAAUAUCAUAGCUGAAGUUGUUGCAAAUGAUGCCGACCUGCUUCAGGAUAUUUGUGUAGCGGAUUCAACUUCAGGAGUUAAGGUGAAUGGAUUUGCAUGCAAAGACAGUGCAAAUGUGACGGCAGAUGAUUUCUUCUUUGGAGGCCUAGCCAACCCUGGAGUGAUCAACAAUUCAGUCGGGUCAAUUGUAACAGGUGCCAAUGUUGAAAAAAUUCCAGGGCUUAACACUUUAGGAGUGUCACUGUCGCGCAUCGACUAUGCACCCGGUGGCCUCAACCCACCUCACAUCCACCCUCGUGCCACUGAAAUGGUAUUCGUGCUCGAAGGUCAAUUAGAUGUAGGAUUUAUUACUACUGCUAACAAGUUGUUCUCCAAAACUAUCAAGAAAGGGGAUAUCUUUGUCUUCCCAAAAGCUCUAGUUCACUUUCAGAAGAAUAAUGGUGACACUGCAGCUUCAGUUAUUGCAGCAUUCAACAGCCAAUUGCCUGGUACUCAAUCCAUUGCAGCCACAUUGUUUACGGCUACGCCAGCUGUGCCAGACAAUGUUUUGACUAAGGCCUUCCAAGUUGGAACCAAGGAGAUUGACAAAAUCAAGUCCAAGCUUGCACCCAAGAAAAGCUAAACAAGCCUCCCAGAAUAAGCUUUAGAUAUAUCACCUAUAUAUUUUUUGUGGAAACCUUUGUCUCCAUCAGAUAAAAUAUAUUACAUCAUGCGGGCUAAUUGGGAUAUGUAAUAUAAAUGAAUAUUUGCAAUAAUAUUUUCAUGUUUAUAUUUGAUCCUUGAAUAAACUUUCUGGCACGGUUAUCCUUUCA
Messenger RNA from Pistacia vera, 989 nucleotides. RefSeq names its product germin-like protein subfamily 2 member 4. Gene Ontology annotation, biological process: regulation of root development; plasmodesmata-mediated intercellular transport. The transcript is spliced from 2 exons. Lineage: Eukaryota; Viridiplantae; Streptophyta; Magnoliopsida; Sapindales; Anacardiaceae. The record is from RefSeq and is a predicted model, not a curated record. Gene Ontology annotation, molecular function: manganese ion binding. The coding region runs from base 140 to 799 and encodes 219 amino acids. Gene Ontology annotation, cellular component: plasmodesma; cell wall.